Molecule: messenger RNA, 3416 nt
Organism: Megalopta genalis
Lineage: Eukaryota; Metazoa; Arthropoda; Insecta; Hymenoptera; Halictidae
Gene: bdl
Product: borderless
Biological process (GO): cell-cell adhesion
Molecular function (GO): protein binding
Source: RefSeq, a predicted model, not a curated record
UCCGCUCGGAUUGAGCGAUUACUCGGUUAUCAGCUCUAGCACGGGACCACUCGGCGAGCGAACGUUGGGCCAGCUCCGAAUCCGCGACACCUCGAAGCGUACUGGUCGUCGUAGAACCUAGGACAUCGUCGUGCCGCCUUGCUCGUCGACGAUCGCCAAGAUCGCCUCCAGUGAUCUCCUCGAGAUCUCUUCCAUGGUCUCUUCAACAUAUCGUCAAGAUCUCUUCAAGGUCUCUCCGAGGUAUCUCCGAGAUCUCUGCGAGACUCGUCCGUGACCUCUGCCGGAUCUCCUCGGGAUCUCUCGAAGACCGUUCCAAGAUCAGCUCAGAGUCAUCCGGUGAGGAUGAUCGUCGGGUGAAUUCGUACACGCAGGGUACAUCGGUGAAUAAAGGAAGGGGUAAGGAGGGGCCAGAGGAGCGAGGCCGAGGAUGUGCCAGCGCUGAUCGACGCAGCCUGUCGACCGCGAUAGUGCCGCGUGCCGAUUAAUUGUCCCAGGUGGUGGCCGACGGUUGUUGAGUGUGGGUGAUGAUAGAUGUGUUUCGCUCCCGUGUUACGUUCGCGUUGCCGCGUUGUGACCUGUUGCUGGUGAGAUCGCGCGCCCUCUCCGAGGCGUGACAGCCGCGGCAGAUCGGCCACCAGACGACCAAAGGAUAACCACGAGCAACAAUGUCCUCCAGGAUCCAUCAGCUGCUGGCGAUCCUCCUCUGCUAUCAAGCUUUCAGCUACAGCUUGAUAUUAGAGGAAGAGAAGGAGCCGAACUACCUGAACGCCGGCGUCGGAGAAUAUGCGGUGUUCAACUGCGACCUGGACUUUCCGCACGAGACGCCGAUCCCCUAUAUUCUGCGGUGGCAGCGCGAUAAUCGAACGGUGUAUUACUGGUACCACGGACAUCCGAUGGUGGGUCUGGGUUACGAGGGUCGCGUGCACCUCGUCGAAGACGCGGUGAGCCGCGGCUACGGCCUGGGCAGCAUCAACCUGACGAACAUCCGCGAGAGCGACCAAGGAUGGUACGAGUGCAAGGUGAUCUUCCCGAACAGGACGCCGAUCUCGCGGAACAACGGGACGUGGUUCCACCUCGCCAUCGAUGGUGCGUCGCCGUUUGGGACGUCUGUUCCAGGUGAAAAUAUCCUGGCGGUGCCGCCUGUCAACAAAACGAUCAUGGAGGGCGACUCUGUCAGCUUCGAAUGCGUCGCCAAAGGAGAGAAAUCGGUCAUCACGUGGUUCCGCGAGGGCACAGAGAUCUCGCAGAUCGAGGAUUUCACGAGGAGAGCGAAGGUCGCCGACAACGGGACGCUGAACAUCAAGAACGCAGCUAUGGGAGACCUAGGGGAGUACACCUGUACGGUGACGGGGGAGACUGGGGAGCAACAAAGUGCCUCGGCCUUCCUCAAUGUGCAGUUCAAGGCGAAGGUGAUCUACGCUCCUCGAGAAGUCUACCUUCCCUACGGGAAGCCGGCGCUUCUAGACUGCCACUUCAGGGCGAACCCUCCCAUGACGAACCUCCGUUGGGAGAAGGACGGAUUCCUGUUCGACCCGUACAACGUCCAGGGUGUGUUCUACAGACGGAACGGCUCCCUGUCCUUCAGCAAGGUGGACGAGACGCAUUCCGGCGCGUACACCUGCACGCCGUACAACGAGCUGGGCACCGAGGGUCCCAGCCCUACCAUCACAGUGAUCGUUCAGAGGCCGCCGGUGUUCACGGUGACCCCGCAGCAUCUGUACAUCAGGAAAUUAGGCGAGACCCUGGAGAUGCCGUGCGACGCCAAGGACGGCGACCAGGCGCAUCGACCUCAGAUCGUUUGGUACAAGGAUGGCUCGCCGGUCCCGCCCGACAGGACCAUUCUGAUCGGUGGCAAUUUAACGAUCGACAGGAUCCAAGUGCAGGAUAGAGGACUGUACCAGUGUGCAGCGAGCAACGAGGCCGCGACGGUGGUGGCCGACACGGAGCUUAUGGUGUUGAACGUUCCUCCGCGAGCACCGUACAAUUUGAGCGCCAACAGCAGCAACAACGCCGUCACUUUGACUUGGGUGCCGGGAUAUGUCAGGCCGAAAACGGAGUACUCCGUCUGGUACAGACCCACUGACACCACAGAAUGGAGGACGAUGAAGCUCGUGUCGAGGAAGAUCACCGAGGCGACCGUGAACAACCUGAACUCCGGAAGGGAGUACGAGUUCAUGGUGCUCAGCCAGGACAAGCACGGCGACGGGAUGUUCAGCAAAACCUUGCGGAUCUUCACGCAACCGCACAUGAUCGACGAGAACUCCGCGUCGGAAUACCGCAGUCCUCCAGACGAGAGAAUGGGACCGCCAGUGAACGUCAGAGUGCAGGCUACGGUGGAAGGAUACCUGGUCACUUGGGAGCCCCCUGCAUACGGCAAGGAGCAAGUUAGGCUAUACGCAGUUAGGUGGUUCCGUGGACCAUCCGAACGACUUUACGGGCGAGCGGAAACGACCGACACUUACUAUUUAGUGAAAGCUCUGGAAGAGGAGAGCUACUACACGUUCGAGGUGGCAGCGAUGUCGGUUACCGACGACGUGGCGACCAGCGACAGGAUCAGCCUCGAGGUACCGGCUUACCGUCGUAACCGGGCGAUUUCCAUGGGUAUCGUGGCCGGGAUCGGUUUCCUGGCAGCAGCCCUGGCCGCGAUAUGGUGGGCGAGGAAGCGUUUCUGUCACCCGCCGAACGAGAAAUAGGGGACGCGCCUGUCUUACUUAGGCGACGAGCCCACGCAUGCAGGCCAUCGUCGGCCACGGUCAGCGGCCCUCAGAAAAAAAAAACGUAGCGUUUUAGCCGAAUAGAAGAGAAGAAGAAGAAGAAGAAAAAGAGGAGGAAGAAAAAGAAGAAGAAGAAGAAGAGAUGAGACGGAGUAUCAGUGUCGUUUUCCAUGGGAUUCGGUGUCGCGGGAUAUCGUCGCGAGCGCGUUGUAACCGUUUACGAAUUAAGUUAUGUAAUAUAUUAUCACAUUAUACCGAAAUGGCUAUCGAUCCGCGUAGACGUAGAGGAACGGCGAAACCGGGCCGAGAGGAAACGGGCACGCCGAAGAGGAAUUUCGUAUCUGGGACGGUUACCAAUCUACUGCGUUUACGUACACAUCAGUUACAUACGAGUGUGUUCUCGCAUUGCAUCUCGUUACAUUAUGUAUCGUUUAAAAGCUUUAUUAGAUAAGUGUGCACGUUUAUUAAGGAUUAGUUCUGGCAUUUGGUCGUUAUUCGGCCACCAGGCCGCGCCAAACGGAGAAAGAGAUUGAGAGAGAGAGAGAGAGAGAGAGAGAGAGAGAGAAAGAGAGUGAGAGAGGCUCGCGAGUUUGGUGAAUUGGUCGAAGGAAAGUCGUCCGACUCGGCUAGGAUCCACGCAUAUAUGUAACACAUCCGAUACGUUUUUUCUAUUGUAAAUAAAUUGUGUCGAUUAUCUCUGCA